This is a messenger RNA of Bombus huntii, 777 nucleotides long. Its product is annotated as zinc finger protein 436-like. The record is from RefSeq and is a predicted model, not a curated record. The transcript has a single exon. Gene Ontology annotation, cellular component: nucleus. The coding region runs from base 1 to 777 and encodes 258 amino acids. Gene Ontology annotation, biological process: regulation of transcription by RNA polymerase II. Gene Ontology annotation, molecular function: RNA polymerase II transcription regulatory region sequence-specific DNA binding; DNA-binding transcription factor activity, RNA polymerase II-specific. NCBI's taxonomy places the organism in Eukaryota, Metazoa, Arthropoda, Insecta, Hymenoptera, Apidae.
AUGUGCAAAAGGGCGUGUCACACAGCUCGAGCCUUAGAAGAACACAAGAUGAUCCAUCGACCGGAUUACUUCUUCGAAUGCAAGAUUUGCCACGUGAAAUAUAAAAGCGAAGACAGCUUAAAGAGGCAUAAUAUGCGUACUCACAGCGAUUACGAGUCGAAAUACGUGUGUGAACACUGCGGUCGCAGCUACAAGCUGAAAAUAGAUCUGACGCAUCACAUGAAGAGAUCACACGCUUCAGAAUUGCAGAUUUGUCGAUUCUGCGGCAAGGAAGUGAAAAACGUGAAAGGCCACGAAUGGAGGCAUCAGAAACGUACGAAGGAAGUGAAAUACGAGCAUACUUGCCACUUGUGUCGCAAGAAGUUUCUUCACAGGAGUAGAUUGGAUAAUCAUUUGAGGCUCCACGAGAAAGGCUUCAAAUGCGAAGAGUGUGGGAAAGAGUAUCGCGGAACUCGUGAAUUAAUGAGUCACAGAAGAUUCAAACAUGGCCAGGCGAAGAUUUUGACCUGUGUCUUGUGUCAGAAAGCGUUUCCUUCGAGCAGUAAUUUUUAUCAACACGUUUUGACGCAUGCUGGAAUUAGGCCUUAUAAAUGUGACGUUUGUGAAGAGGAUUUCACGCAACGUUCUAGCCUAUUGAGACACAGGAGGCAUCAUCCUGGACCGCUUCCGCCAUUACACUCGACUCAUCCGCAAAUUGCUGAAUUGGCUAGGAGUUAUCUGCAGAAACUGCAGAAUAACCAGAUCGAUAAAAGUUGCGUUUUGGACGCGAGAUUAUGA